UUUCCUAUAUAAAUCGACUCCGCCUUUCAUGCAAUUCUCGCUCAGUUCCACCUCGUUACUCGUUUUCUUUGCAAGAUAAAACCAAACCCUAGCAACCAUUUCUCCUCUCUCUUUCCGUGCUUUGUAUUCAUUCUAUUUUUCCGUCCCAUUUUCCCUCACUGUCCGGGAAAAUCCCCGGAACUCUUUCUCUUCUGCCGUCUUUCUUCGACUUUUGUUGGGUUUAUUAUUGUGUUCAGAUCUGUAUGCUUUCUGCAUCUCUGCGUGCCUAAAGUUUUUCUCAAUUAGGUUUCUUUUUUCUUCUGAAGUUUCAUGUGGGUAUCUUCGUGUAUGAGAGUGUAAAGGGGGCGGGGCUGUCUUUUCCAUUGUAAUAGAUCUUCUGCUGUCUUCAUUUGAGGGGGUAGCCGGGGCCUCGGCCUCGGCGGGUUCUAAAGCCCCCACCUUUUACAAACUGAAAAAAAAAAAUCAAACCCUAAAGCACUGACCCAGUUCAUUUUUUUCUAACUCUUUUUAUUCAUAAACCUCGCGGAAGAGGAUCAUGCCUGCCCUCGCUUGCUGCGUAGACGCUGCCGUAGCGCCUCCUGGCUACGCUGCUUUUGCCAGGGACGGCACGUUCCUUCCCGUUCCGUUCACCGCUCCCACACCCACCAUAGAGAAUGAUUCACAUUGGUCGCCGUCUCACUCGGCGGCACUCUACAAAAUCGAUGGAUGGGGCGCGCCGUAUUUCUCCGUCAACUCGUCUGGCAAUGUGACUAUCCGUCCUUACGGUAUUGGUACGCUGCCCCACCAGGAGAUGGAUUUGCUUAAGGUUGUGAAGAAAGUUUCGGAUCCGAAAUCAACCGGCGGACUCGGGUUGCAGCUCCCGCUCCUAAUCCGUUUACCCGACGUGCUGAAGAACCGUCUUGAAUCUCUUCAGUCAGCGUUUGAAUUGGCUGUACAGACUCAAGGCUACGAAGCUCGUUACCAAGGCGUCUACCCCGUGAAAUGUAACCAGGACCGCUUCGUUGUGGAAGAUAUUGUGAGAUUUGGUUCGCCAUUCCGGUUCGGGUUGGAAGCCGGGUCAAAACCGGAGUUAUUGUUAGCCAUGAGCUGCUUGUGCAAGGGAAAUCCUGAAUCUUUUCUGAUUUGCAAUGGAUUCAAAGAUGCGGAGUACAUAAGUCUGGCUUUUCUCGCUAGAAAGCUAGCUCUGAACACAGUGAUUGUAUUGGAGCAAGAAGAAGAGCUUGAUUUGCUUAUUGACAUAAGCAAGAAACUGAACGUCAGACCAGUCGUCGGAGUCCGAGCAAAAUUGAGGACUAAACAUUCGGGUCAUUUUGGAUCGACUUCCGGUGAGAAGGGAAAAUUCGGGUUAACAACAACCCAGAUUUUGCGUGUGGUGAGGAAGCUUGAACAGUCUGACAUGCUGAAUUGUUUCCAAUUACUGCAUUUUCAUAUCGGUUCUCAGAUACCCACAACGGCGUUAUUAACUGACGGCGUCAGUGAAGCUGCACAAAUCUACUGUGAACUUGUCCGUCUCGGUGCAAACAUGCAAGUUAUUGAUAUCGGAGGUGGGUUAGGCAUCGAUUAUGAUGGGUCAAAAUCUGGUGACUCAGACGUGUCCGUUGCUUACAGUCUUGAAGAGUAUGCAGCAGCUGUGGUUCAAGCAAUUCGCAAUGUCUGUGACCGUAAGAAUAUCAAGCACCCAGUACUUUGUAGCGAGAGUGGUCGUGCCAUUGUUUCUCAUAAUUCGGUUUUGAUCUUCGAAGCUGUUUCUGCUUCUGCCCCAUCUGUCCCGGAGAUGACAUCUGUUGGCAUUCAGUAUUUCAUUGAAGGUUUGGCCGAAGAAUUCCGUUCGGACUACCUGAAUUUGAAUAGUGCAGCCUUGAGCGGUGAGUUUCAGACCUGUUUGUUUUAUGCUGAUCAAUUGAAACAAAGGUGCAUUGAACAGUUUAAAGACGGUUCACUCAAUAUGGAACAACUAGCUGCUGUUGAUGGGUUGUGUGAAUUAGUUGCUAAAGAGAUUGGUGCUGUAACUGACCUAGUCCGUACAUACCAUGUGAAUCUAUCUGUUUUUACUUCAAUUCCUGAUUUCUGGGGAAUUGGGCAGUUGUUUCCUAUAGUUCCGAUUCACCGAUUGGAUGAACGGCCGGGAGUGAGAGGGAUUUUGUCUGAUUUAACCUGUGAUAGUGAUGGUAAGAUUGAUAAGUUCAUUGGUGGUGAUUCAAGCCUGCCUUUACAUGAGAUGGAGGGUGUUGGAGGUGGUGGAGGGAAGUACUAUUUGGGGAUGUUUUUAGGAGGGGCUUAUGAGGAGGCUCUCGGAGGAGUCCAUAACUUGUUUGGUGGUCCAAGUGUUGUACGUGUCUCACGUAGUGAUGGUCCUUACAGCUUUGCUGUGACUCGUGCUAUGCCAGGCCCGUCUUGUGGAGAUGUUCUCCGAGUGAUGCAGCAUGAGCCUGAGCUCAUGUUCCAGACCCUCAAGCACCGCGCAGAGGAGUAUUGUGGUUAUGAUGACAAUAAUAAUAACAACUCAAAUUCUGCAUUAGCCAGCAGUCUUGCUCGCUCCUUUCACAACAUGCCUUACCUUGUGGUGCCAGCUUCUUCUUGCUCUUUGACUGCUAUUAAUAAUGGAGCAGGGUUUUACUACUGCAACGAGGAUGAUUACAACGCUGUUGCUGUUGAUUCUGGCCCUGGUGAAGACGAGCAGUGGUCUUAUUGCUAUGCUUGAUUUCUUCUCCCUUCUGGUUUCCUGUUUCUGUUUCUUAAUAUAGUUUACAUUGUUCAUUUUUAUCAUGUAGUUUUCAUUUCCAAAAGAUGGAAGAAGAGGGGAUGGGGAACUGAAUCCACCCCUUUGUAAAUUCAGGAUCUUGUUCCCUUUCUUCUUUUUCGUCCUAGUAGUUGUAGUAAACUUCUAUCACAGUGUCAGCUAUAACUUAUGGUUAGUUGAUGGUGUUGCUUUUCGAAAAUAUGACUGCCUUUUCUCUUUA
Messenger RNA from Mangifera indica (mango), 2960 nucleotides. Its product is annotated as arginine decarboxylase-like. The record is from RefSeq and is a predicted model, not a curated record. Gene Ontology annotation, biological process: L-arginine catabolic process; spermidine biosynthetic process. NCBI's taxonomy places the organism in Eukaryota, Viridiplantae, Streptophyta, Magnoliopsida, Sapindales, Anacardiaceae. The transcript has a single exon. Bases 536 to 2701 code for a protein of 721 amino acids. Gene Ontology annotation, molecular function: arginine decarboxylase activity.